Messenger RNA from Myotis daubentonii (Daubenton's bat), 9325 nucleotides. It is a transcript of the gene XPO4, whose product is annotated as exportin 4. Gene Ontology annotation, cellular component: cytoplasm; nuclear pore. The record is from RefSeq and is a predicted model, not a curated record. NCBI's taxonomy places the organism in Eukaryota, Metazoa, Chordata, Mammalia, Chiroptera, Vespertilionidae. Gene Ontology annotation, molecular function: nuclear export signal receptor activity. Gene Ontology annotation, biological process: protein export from nucleus.
CGGCCAAAGUUCUCAUGGCACCUCCUUCCAUGGUCAACAAUGAACAACGCCAGCAUGCAGAGCACAUAUUCUUAUCAUUUAGGAAAUCGAAGUCACCAUUUGCAGUUUGCAAGCAUAUUUUGGUUCCUCAUGCUUUGGAAGUAACAGUUGAAGAGAGGUGAGGAAAGUUUGUGAAAAUUGUGAUCGGGGAUUAGCUGCCACCUGCCAGAGGUGUCUUCUGAGAGGAACUAACCUCUUUGUGGUGCUAGAGCAAGGUCACUGGAUUAAAAAAAACAACAGAAACAAGCAAGGUGGACUAUGUCCUCUUUCAAGCUGCCACGGCUAUCAUGGAGGCAGUGGUCCGAGAGUGGAUUCUCUUGGAAAAGGGCAGCAUUGAGUCACUGCGAGCAUUCCUUUUAACUUACGUCUUACAGAGGCCCAACCUCCAAAAGUAUGUUCGGGAACAGAUUCUCUUAGCAGUAGCAGUAAUUGUAAAACGAGGCUCACUAGAUAAGUCAAUUGACUGCAAGAGCAUUUUUCAUGAAGUCAGCCAGUUGAUCAGUAGUGGCAAUCCCACUGUGCAAACUCUGGCCUGUUCUAUUCUGACUGCACUAUUGAGUGAAUUCUCAAGUUCAAGUAAAACCAGCAACAUCGGACUGAGCAUGGAAUUCCAUGGCAACUGCAAAAGAGUUUUCCAGGAAGAAGACCUUCGUCAGAUCUUCGUGUUAACCGUGGAAGUUUUGCAGGAGUUCAGCAGGCGGGAAAACCUCAGUGCUCAGAUGUCCUCAGUGUUUCAGCGCUACCUCUCACUCGCCAAUCAGGUCUUGAGCUGGAACUUUCUUCCUCCAAAUUUGGGCAGACAUUAUAUAGCCAUGUUUGAAUCCUCACAAAAUGUGCUGUUAAAGCCAACGGAGUCCUGGCGGGAGGCCCUUCUGGACAGCAGAGUCAUGGAGCUUUUCUUUACAGUACAUCGAAAAAUCAGAGAAGAUUCGGAUAUGGCACAAGAUUCUCUGCAGUGCCUCGCCCAGUUAGCUUCUUUGCACGGACCUGUCUUCCCCGAUGAAGGAGCACAGGUUGACUACCUAGCACACUUCAUUGAGGGUUUACUGAGUACUAUCAAUGGUAACAUUUGUUACCUGAUUUGUAGAAUUGAAAUAGAAGAUUCUGAAGCUGUGGGGAUCUCCAGCAUUAUCAGCAACCUGAUAACUGUGUUCCCUCGAAACGUCUUAACUGCCAUUCCAAGUGAGCUUUUCUCGUCCUUUGUGAACUGCCUCACACACCUCACUUGUUCUUUUGGGCGUAGUGCUGCUUUGGAAGAAGUGCUUGAUAAAGAUGACAUGGUCUACAUGGAAGCAUAUGACAAGUUGCUGGAGUCCUGGCUGACUUUGGUCCAAGAUGACAAACAUUUCCAUAAAGGCUUUUUUACCCAGCAUGCAGUUCAAGUCUUCAAUUCCUAUAUUCAGUGCCACCUGGCCGCUCCAGAUGGCACAAGGAAUUUGACUGCCAAUGGUGUGACCUCUCGUGAGGAAGAGGAAAUAAGUGAACUUCAAGAAGAUGACCGAGACCAGUUUUCAGAUCAACUAGCCAGUGUAGGAAUGCUAGGAAGAGUUGCCGCAGAGCACUGUAUACCUCUUCUGACAAGGUACACACAGGCCAGAGAACCCAUGGAGAAAAUACUCUGUACUUACACUUCCUUGAAGAGCACUUUAUACACCCCUACCCGAUUUACACACUGGAGCAAAUGGACAGAAACACACUCAUGGUUGCAGUCCUUGGCUUUUACAUUGGAGCCCAGUUUAUUAGAAGAAAGAGUAACAAGACUCCACGGUCAGUUACAGCGACAUCAGCAGCAGUUACUUGCUUCACCUGGUUCAAGCACCAUUGACAGCAAAAUACUUGAUGAGCUAUAUGAAGAUAUUCACUGGCUUAUUUUAGUUACAGGCUACCUCUUAGCUGAUGAUACUCAGGGAGAGACUCCGCUAAUACCUCCAGAAAUAAUGGAAUAUUCCAUUAAGCAUUCAUCUGAAGUUGACAUUAAUACAACACUUCAAAUUUUGGGAUCUCCAGGAGAAAAGGCUUCUUCCAUCCCAGGGUACAACAGAACAGAUUCUGUGAUUAGGCUGUUAUCUGCUGUUCUCAGAGUUUCGGAAGUUGAGUCUCGAGCAAUAAGAGCAGAUCUCACUGAUCUGCUAAGCCCUCAAAUGGGCAAAGAUAUUGUUUGGUUUCUAAAACGCUGGGCAAAGACUUAUCUCCUGGUGGAUGAGAAGCUAUAUGAUCAGAUAAGUCUACCAUUCAGUACAGCAUUUGGAGCAGAUACUGAGGGUUCUCAGUGGAUUAUUGGCUACCUCUUACAGAAAGUCAUCAGCAACCUCUCAGUGUGGAGUAGUGAGCAGGACCUUGCAAGUGACACUGUGCAGCUCCUUGUCACUUUGGUGGAAAGAAGAGAAAGGGCAAACCUAGUAAUCCAGUGUGAAAACUGGUGGAAUUUAGCUAAACAGUUUGCGACCCGAAGCCCUCCUCUGAAUUUUCUGUCCAGUCCGGUGCAGAGGACGCUGAUGAAGGCCCUUGUCCUGGGAGGUUUUGCACAGAUGGACACAGAAACCAAACAACAGUAUUGGACUGAGGUUCUUCAGCCAUUGCAGCAGCGAUUCUUAAGGGUGAUAAAUCAGGAAAACUUUCAGCAGAUGUGCCAGCAAGAGGAGGUCAAGCAGGAAAUCACUGCCACGCUAGAGGCCCUAUGUGGCAUUGCCGAGGCUACCCAGAUUGACAACGUCGCGAUCCUUUUUAAUUUCUUAAUGGACUUCCUUACCAAUUGCAUUGGAUUGAUGGAAGUUUACAAAAAUACCCCCGAGACUGUCAAUCUCAUAAUAGAAGUUUUUGUUGAAGUUGCACAUAAACAGAUAUGUUAUCUUGGAGAGUCCAAAGCGAUGAACUUAUAUGAAGCCUGCCUCACUUUGUUGCAAGUAUAUUCUAAGAAUAAUUUGGGACGGCAAAGAGUGGAUGUCACAGCGGAGGAGGAACAAUAUCAGGACCUACUUCUUAUUAUGGAACUUCUUACAAACCUUCUGUCAAAAGAGUUCAUAGACUUCAGUGAUACAGAUGAAGUGUUUAGGGGACAUGAGCCGGGGCAAGCAGCAAGCAGGUCUGUGUCAGCAGCGGAUGUUGUUUUAUAUGGAGUCAACCUAAUUCUGCCCUUGAUGUCACAAGAUCUUUUGAAGUUUCCAACACUUUGUAAUCAAUACUACAAAUUAAUUACAUUUAUUUGUGAGAUUUUUCCUGAAAAAAUACCACAGCUUCCUGAAGACCUUUUUAAAAGUCUGAUGUGCUCUCUAGAACUGGGAAUGACUUCAAUGAGCUCGGAGGUUUGCCAGCUGUGCCUGGAGGCCCUGACACCAUUGGCUGAACAGUGUGCAAAAGCUCAAGAUACAGACUCACCACUGUUUCUAGCAACACGGCACUUUCUGAAGCUGGUUUUUGAUAUGCUGGUUCUGCAGAAGCACAACACUGAGAUGACGACAGCAGCCGGUGAGGCGUUCUACACGUUGGUGUGCCUGCACCAGGCCGAGUACUCUGAAUUGGUUGAAACAUUGCUGUCAAGUCAACAAGACCCGGUUAUUUACCAGAGAUUAGCAGAUGCCUUCAACAAGCUCACUGCAAGCAGCACCCCUCCUACACUGGAUCGGAAACAAAAGAUGGCUUUUCUAAAGAGUUUGGAAGAAUUCAUGGCAAAUGUUGGUGGUCUCCUUUGUGUAAAAUAAAGAACAAAACUCUAUGCUUAAUUUAGAUCCUUUCUGCAAAGUGCACUGAAUUGCUAAAAGUUGACUUGAGUCUCGUCCUGUCCUUCAGUUUCUUGGCCAUUGGGGUUUUGGAGAGCUUGACAUGUAACGAAUGCAGUUGAGACAGGAGAGCUCAGCCUCAAAUCAGCGUCUACUAUUAGGUGUUACCACAGUCGGUCAUAAGUAUUCUGUAGGUUUUGAAUGGUGAUUUAACAUUUUCAAAAAGAAAUAUAUAUGUGCAAACAGAUAAGGGCACCAUGAAAUCAUGUUCAGUGCCUUUUCCCUCUUUGUCAAACGUUAGGUGACUAGCCAAAGUUUAAAAUUUUUGUUGUGAAAUAUUAGGUGGCUAUGUUUGGUGAUGUUUCUCCAACGUUGUCCAUGGUCCAUCUGCAGCGCUGAGGAACUGGACCCAACUGAAGGCCAUCAUUGUCAGAAUUUCUGUUUGUGGGCUCUGGGUUUUUUCAUUUUAAUAAACUCCUCCCCUCUGUCACCCCAAAAGUUUUGGAUCAGUGCGAAAAUUCUGAAUAGGUUUUGUCCUGUGGUGCUUUUUUCCCUGUGAUUCAGUUUGAGUCUGGCAGGAGGGGAAGGCACUGCCAGUGCUCACUGGCCUGUAACGGGCUGGUGAGCAGGUUUUGUGGAGUACAGGCCUCUAGUCACACUCUGACACCUGAACUUAAGGAGGAAAAUGCAUGUAUAUUUUUGUUCCAUAAAAUGAACUUUAGGAACUGUAGCCAUUCCAUUGCCUUAAUUUUAAGGAAAAAAGGACAAAAAAAACCCCAACAGACUUGUUUUAGUAAGAAAUGCAGUUUUGAUGCUUCAGAGUUGGUUAGGAUGUUAGCUACUCUGAACUUGGUGCCCUUUUGGUGGUGUAUUCAUGUGGGUUUGUGAGUGAAACAAAGGCUCAUCCAUAUGUAGUCUAACUCUUCGAGUAUAUUUUUGUCCAGCUUUAUAUCCAAUGCUACAGUAUUCGGAGGAUGGGAGUGACUGAUUCCUGCAGAUUUUAGACAUUGGGGCAUUAGGAGAAAUAAUUACGCUGGAAUGGGUAUUUUCUCAUUUCAUAGGAGUCUUGUAAAUUUAAGAGAAAAUUUUGUAUUGCUGCCAUACUUCCCUUAAAUUAUGGAAACCACAGGCAUAUGAAACUGCCCACUGCCUUGUCCUUGUCACAGGGCACAGUGACAUUGCUUCAAAGGGUGGGUGUCCUGCUAUGCUCUUGACACCUCUAUGCUAAACUGUCCAUGGAAUGUGGUGGGAUUGCAUUGAGCACAUGCACCUUCACAGUGAUUAUUGUGAAACUGUUUAGCUGCUAUUAACAGUUACAGUUACCAAAACAGGAGCAUCUAAGUUAUAUCCAGCUUGGCAUGCUACCUGAGGCAUGUACCAAUACAGAGCCUUGAGCCAGAACUUCAAAGACCAUUUAUCUUAGUUGUCACCAUCUAAUAACAGCAGAGGGGAAGCAAAGCAUCUUAAAAAUAGCUAGGAAAAAAUUAUGUCACUGUUUAUAAAAUAUGCAUAUUGUAUUUUUUAAAAUACUUUGAACCGUGUGUUCAUUUUUAGAUUUCUUCUUUAUUUCCCCUUAAUGAACAUGAAGUCAUCUGCACCAGGAACCACUGUUUUGCAUUGUUCUUGAUGUGUGGUCUCCCAGCUCCGCACACCUGCUCAGUGGUUGUAAGCCUUGCCUGUCUGUGUGUGAUGAGUGUAGUCCCUUUGCCAGAGGGUACUGGGACAGGCAACUGACUAGAUAGGUCCACUGGCUUUGACAAAACUAUAAUCAAGUUUUUAAAAAUAAAGAUGAAAAAAAAUAAAGGUGAGUAGAAAAGGGAUGCCUUGGGAAAUAAAAAGGCAUCUGUAUUUAAUAACUAUUAUCUAGAUGGAAAUGUAUGUGCUUAAUUAUCCUAGAUGCUGUCAAUAAUAUUGCAGUGUAAUUAGACGACUUUUAAGGAAAACAAUAUGUACUUGGGAUUGGACCAAAUAAGCCUUAAGAUAUCACCAGAAUGUGAUUAGUGGCAAACAGGAAAAAAGAGACAACACCAUUUUUUAGGUAAUGGGGGUGCCACUUAACUGCAAUAGCUGGACACUUUUCUGGUGUUUGUGUAUGUGUUUUUCUGAUUGGUAUUUGCUUAAUUUGGGUUGUUAUCUUUUUUUUAAACUUUAUUUUUAUUGUCACUAUUACAGAUGUCCCCAUUCAACCCCCUCCUUUGCACACCUCUACCCAGCCCCUGUGCCCCCUUUCCUCUGAUUAUCACACCGUUGUCUAUGUUAAUGGGUUAUACAUAUAUGUUUUUUGGCUAAUCCCUUUACCUUCUUUCAUCCAGCCCUCCCAUUUUCCCUCCCCUCUGAGAGCUGUCAGUCUAUUCCAUAUAUCUAUGUCUCUGGUUCUAUUUUGUUUAUCAGUUUAUUUUGUUCAUUGGGUUCCACAUAUAAGUGAGAUCAUAUGGUACUUGUCUUUCUCUGACCAGCAUAUUUCACUUAGCAUAUUAACCUCCAGAUCCAUCCAUGUUGUCUCAAAAGGUUACAUUUUCUUCUUUUUUAAGCCUUCUUUAUGGCUACGUAGUAUUCUAUUGUGUAAAUGUACCAGUUCUUUUUCAGAUGUUUAUAUAUACAUAUUUUAGUUUGAGUAUUCUUUCUAUUUUGUCCAGUUUUGUCUGUAGCUAUGCUUAUUGACUUUUCAUUUUUGGAGGUUUUGUUUUAAUGCUCUUUGCCCUGUGGGGGACAAGAACACUGACUUAAUUUUAGUAAAUUAAUUUUUAUUAUUAAAACUGUUGUCCAAUAUGAACAUUAUUUGUGCUCCCUUUUUUAUAUAUGUUAAAGGGACAUUGUCAAAUAUUUAUUUAGAAUUUUGUCUUAUAUGAAAUUUCUGGUCAUAUAUAGUAACCUUUAAUGUCUAGUUUUCAGUUCAUUCUUUAUUUGAUUUUAUUUUCCUGGGCCAAUUUGUUUCCCAGGGCACAAUCUCUAUGGACUUCUACUUUCACAAUUGGUAUUCGUGUAACAGCACUUGUCACUAUACUCUUGUAGCCCCGUCGCAAGGAUUGCUUGCUUGCUUGUUUGUUUGUUUUAUGGUUUUUCUGGAACAGUACUUCAGUGUCCUCUUCACAGUUAUUUGGGUCUUUAUUACUUGCUGUCUCUCAAUCUGUUGGAAGACAAUGGCAUGUUAACAACACUGCACUGAGUUUUGUCUGGUAGAAAGUGUGACAUUUUAUGUAAAAAAAACAACAACACCUUUUCAAUCUUUUUCAAACUAAUUUUAAGAACUUAGUCUUACUUCGUUGUAAGCCAUUAUUACAUUAUUCUGUUAAAAUGAGAUGGUUACUACUCUUUCACAAUUUUCAUUUCAAAACUGAGCAUCUCUCUAUGAUACCUUCCCCUAGUAACACUCCUUACUAUCCUUUUUUGUUGCUGUUAAUCUUCACCGAAGAAUAUUUUUUUCAUUGCUUUUUUUGAAAGUGGAAGAGUGGGAGCCAGGGGAGAGAAACAUCGAUGUGAGAGACACACACUGAUUGGUUGCCUCCCACAUGUGCUCCUACCGUGGUGGGGAUUGAACCUGCAGCCCAGGCACAUGCCCUUGACCCUGAAUCCAACUGAGACCCUUCGGUGUUCAGGCUGAUGCUUUGACCACCGAGCCACACCAGACAGGGCUCUCCUUACUAUCUUUGAUUGACCUUUCUCUUUUACAAAAAAAUAACCAGUCUAUAUUUGUAAUGUUACAUUUCCCAUUUCUGUUAAUACUUGUAUGAACCCCUCAAGUAUUGAAGGGAACUAGCUGUUGAUUUCAAGUCUGAGUAUCCUAGUAGACCAUGUCAAUUGAACCCUUAAAAUACUAUUUUUUCUAUUACAGUUUUACUUGUUUCUGUUUGCCACCUCUGUCUUUAGAGGUGGUUGUCAUUAGACCUUACUAAGUUAGCUGUCUCUGAUGGAUAGUUGUCGUUAUUGGUUCCUGAAUGAAAUAUUAACUAUUUAGGCAGCAGGAACCUCAAUACUUCUUAGGGUUUUUUUCUUAACUAGAGAAUAAAGAAUUGAUUUGGAUAUGAGUUUUUAAUAUAACUUCCUAUAAAUUCUUCUAAAAAACAACAGAGCUGAUUUGAGGAUAUAAUGUUUUAAAUUAUUCUAAAAUAUAAGUGGAUAUCCUCUGACUUGGUAAUAACUAUGUUCUGAAAACACUGACUUUCUAAAAUAAAAAAGUCUAAAUUAGGUUUAUUUUCUGAGCUCAAAUUGAUAUGAAGUGCUGUGAUUCAAGUUGAACUUUAAACAGUUUAAUUUACAUGUAGUUCUGGUCGAUUAUAAUAGAGACUCAUGACAUAUUUAGCCAAAGCAUAUAUUUGGUUCAGGUAAAGACACAAAGUUAAUAAUGAGCAUCCAUUCUGCUCUAGAGGACUGGUGGAGCGAUCUGUUUCUGACCUUUAGCUCCCUAUCUAAGUCUGAAGACUGAGCUAUAUGCACACGUGUUUGUCCGCCUCACCUCCUGGGGUUUGCUCUUCACCUAUUCCUAGGCCUUCCUAGCAGUGGAGAGGUUUUCUCCUUUUCAGUACGCUUGGGUCUCAGCUGUUAGGAGCUGUCAGGUAUGUACUAUUAGCUAACUUUAUUAGCCUGAAAUUAAAUACUGCACCUGUACUAUGUAUCUAACAUGGACCUGACCUCAAGAGUGUUCUGAGCCUAGGCUUCAUGGUGUGUCAUCUACCACAUAAAAUUAUGACAGAUUGCAAAUAUUGGUGUUGCGAUUCAGCUCUCUGAACAAAGGGUCUCCAUGCAGUGAGUGUGUGGUUUAAUCGUCACAAAGUGUUAGCAUUGCUACCAUUCAGCAUGUGUAAAAUUUUUUAAAUUUAUAAAUAUUAAACAUUUAAACUUAUGCUAAGACUUUUCAGUUUUUUUUGAGAGACCCAGGGACAAGUAUAUGGCUUAAAUAUUUACUUCUAUUAACAUUACUAAUGAAGGUAUAAGGUAUAAAGUUGCAUUUCAUUUUUUCAAAAGAUGCUAUAAUACGAUUUUAGGAAAUAAAUCAGGGCUAUGUAUUGAGCCAGUUAAAGGCUGAAUAUCAAAUUGAUAAAAUUUUAUUUGUAUUUUUAAAUCUAUAAAUGGGAGUUAUUAUGUGUCUUUUAACUAAAUAUUUUUAUUACAUUGUUGUUUUGACUGUGUGUGAUUUGUUCGUGGGUAUUUAGACUUUUAUGAAACUGAUUGAAAUGGUGCUUUCAUUUACCAUCAUAGAAUGACUGACACCAGGGACAUUAUACAGUCAUAAUUUAAAAUAAAAAAUGAUACAUCUGUAUAGAUAAGAUUUGCAUUACCUUCUGUGAGAACACCCAGUCCUGAUAGAAUAUUCGGAAAGAAAACGUUUUGUUUACAUUCUUUAAUAUUCAAUGUAUUUAUUUUUAUUUCAGUUUAGUCUUAGAAACAAUGUCAGAGUUAUCAAUUAAGUCAUUGGAGUUGGGGCGUAUUUGCAGUAAAUAUUUUUAGUGGUUUGGAUCAUUCUUUUUAUGGCCUUUCAGGGAAAGUGGAAAAUUGCCAUUCUGCAGUGUCAGACAGACUUUCACUCUGCCUAAUCUUAAAUCUUGUAAAUAUAUGCACUGAGAAGUUAAUUU